UAGUGGAAUGACAGGAUGGAAUACGAUUCAGGAUGGAGUGCUAAUUUCAUUUUCGAAUAUGAAUGCCACUUCCUAUGAUCCACACACUGACACCAUUUCCAUACAACCUGGCAUUAAUUGGGGAAAUGCAUCGACCAUCGUCGAACCAUUUGGAGUAGCUCCGGUAGGGGGGCGUAUCAGUAAUGUUGGAACCGGUCUUCUUCUCGGGGGUGGCUUAAGCUAUCUGUCUCCCUCCCAGGGCUAUGCUGCCGAUAACUAUGUAUCUCUUGAUGUUGUUCUCAUGGACGGUACUUUAGUAACUGCCACCGCCAACAAUCAACAUGCAGAUCUUUUCAAAGCAUUAAAGGGGGGAGGAAAUCGGUUCGGCAUUGUAACCCAGUAUAUAGUGAAGGCAGUACAUGUUGGAAGAGAGCAAGACAAGAUAUACUGGGGCGGUAUCUUUGUGUAUCCUAACUCAUCUGCCGAAGCACUUCUCCCUGCUAUAGCACAUUUCGCUCAUGAUACAAACGACACAAAUGCUGUCCUUGCCACGGAUUUCAUAGCUAGUUGGAGCACCACAGGUGUUGAACCAGUCAUUCAGCUCGAAAUGUUCUAUAAUGGUACUGCGGCAUCCUUCAAUGAGUCCUUUGCAGAAUUUCUUGCAAUCCCAUAUACAUCUUCCACGGCUGGACCUCUAUCAUAUCUUGAUCUAGUCAACGAGGUCAAUUUUCCGUACGGAGAAGGAAAUCUGUUUUCUGGUAGUGUCUUAGCAGGUGUUCCAUCCAACUCUCCCGAGAGCUCCGACAAACUGAUCAAUAAUUACAUGGAGACUUACCGACUAUUCAACAAUUUCAGCAUGACAUAUGCAAAUUCAUCGGAAAUUCAAAGCACCCUCCUCAGUUUCACGCCUGUGCUACAAUCACAAAUACGCAUAAGCUACGAAAAAGGGGGUAACGCCAUAAGCCCACCUAUGGGACAAGGAGGAUUUAACGAGGUUCUCUUCGCUGUGACAUACAGUGCAGGUGUCAAUCAGGCCCCGGAGAACAUUGAGCAAGGAAGACAAUUCUGGAUUGAGAACACUCCGAGAACUGCAGGACUGCCGCUAUUUGCGAAUGAGGCUGAUGCCAAUCAACAAGUCCUUGCAUCCUAUGGAGAAUACAAUUUCCUCAGGGAAGUUUAUGCCAAGUACGAUCCUAGCAGAUUCAAUGUCCGCCAUACGCCAGGGCCUCUUGGACUAUAGAAAUUGAUUAAACUCAUUGCUCAUUAAGAUUGUGUUUCAUUUUAUUAUUAUUCCCCCUUGAAUGUUUUCGUUUUAUCGGCCAAUUGGACUAGCUACAAAUUAUUUGUAUACUUACACACCUUACCAGAUUGUACUUCUUUUCGUGGUACAUGUACUCAAAAUUAAUUGAAUUAUCG
Messenger RNA from Lentinula edodes (shiitake mushroom), 1395 nucleotides. RefSeq lists its product as uncharacterized. The coding region runs from base 8 to 1219 and encodes 403 amino acids. Lineage: Eukaryota; Fungi; Basidiomycota; Agaricomycetes; Agaricales; Omphalotaceae. The transcript is spliced from 7 exons. The record is from RefSeq and is a predicted model, not a curated record. Gene Ontology annotation, molecular function: FAD binding.